AUGGGGUUGGGCAAGAAGUCCAUUCGCAUUAAUGGUGCCGACUGCGGCAUCGAGUCGCUUUUGCUUGGUGUUAUCACCAGCAUAGGAGGCUUCCUGUUCGGUUAUGACACCGGUCAAAUUUCAUCUAUGCUUCUGUUCACGGACUUCAAGAGACGCUUCGCAACCGGUGCACCAGACGCCGACGGUAUUCCACAAUGGGUUCCCAUCACCCAGUCCUUAAUGGUGUCGCUCAUGAGUAUCGGUACUCUCAUCGGUGCGCUCUCAGGUGCCUACACAGCCGACUGGUGGGGCCGGCGAAGGAGCUUGAGUUUUGGUGUCAGUAUCUUCAUCGUUGGAAACAUUAUCCAGAUCACAGCCAUGAACUCGUGGGUUCACAUGAUGAUGGGUCGCUUCAUCGCUGGUCUGGGAGUCGGCAACUUGUCUAUCGGUGUGCCCAUGUUCCAGUCAGAGUGCUCUCCCCGCGAGAUUCGUGGUGCUGUUGUCGCAUCCUACCAGCUUCUCAUCACCUUCGGCAUCCUCAUUUCCAACUUGAUCAACUUCGGCGUUCGCAACAUCCAGGAGUCCGAUGCUUCAUGGCGCAUCGUUAUCGGCCUUGGUAUUGGCUUCUCCCUGCCAUUGGGCUUGGGAAUCCUCGCCGUUCCCGAAUCUCCUCGAUGGCUCGCAGGUCGUCAGGAUUGGGAAGGCGCUCGCAUGUCCAUGGCGCGCCUCCGUGGUCUUAAGGACGAUCCGCACAACGAGACCGUCGAGAAGGAUCUCCAGGAAAUGUUCAAGGUCAUUGAGGAGGAGUCCAAGACGGGCUACGGUACUUGGCUUGAGUGCUUCACUGGAUCCUCUGGAAUCCCGAAGACCGUCUACAGAACGAUCCUGGGUAUCUGCAUUCAUUUCCUGCAGCAGUGGACCGGUAUCAACUACUUCUUCUAUUACGGAGCACAAAUUUUCGAGUCGGCUGGUAUUGACGAUCCGAUCAUGGUUCAGCUUAUUCUUGGUGCCGUCAACGUCGUGUGCACUUUCUAUGGUCUCUAUGCUGUUGAGAGAUACGGUAGACGCUGGCCCAUGUUUAUUGGUGCUCUGUGGCAGUUUGCCUGGCUCACAAUCUUCGCCUCUGUCGGCACUGCCCUUCCUCCCGAAACCAGCGCAACCAGUGGCAUCGUGAUGAUCGUCUCGGCCUGCAUGUUCAUUGCUUCCUUUGCUAGCACCUGGGGACCUAUGGCGUGGUGCGUCAUUGGAGAGACAUUCCCUCUCCGAACUAGAGCCAAGCAGGCAUCUCUUGCUACCGCCGGUAACUGGUUGGGCAACUUCCUCAUCUCGUUCCUGACACCAUUCGCGACCAACGGUAUUUCUUUCGCAUACGGUUUCGUUUUUGCUGGUUGCAACUUAGCCGCCGCUUUCCUCGUAUGGUUCUUCCUCUACGAGACGAAAAUGCUGUCCCUCGAGAACGUCGACAGAAUGUACAGCGACCCAAGCGUCAAGCCCUACUCUUCCACCAAGUGGGUGCCUCCAGGCUACAUCACUCGCAAGGAUAAAGACGAGUCCGCGUUCCAACGAGCAUCGGUCCACACCGACAACAGCAACCCGACUGAGAAGGCAAGCGAUGAGAGACCUUUCUCCGAACAUCACACCAAGCAAGAAACUACAUCCAACGCCGUUUAG
Colletotrichum abscissum is the source of this 1650-nucleotide messenger RNA. RefSeq lists its product as uncharacterized. Gene Ontology annotation, cellular component: plasma membrane. The coding region runs from base 1 to 1650 and encodes 549 amino acids. NCBI's taxonomy places the organism in Eukaryota, Fungi, Ascomycota, Sordariomycetes, Glomerellales, Glomerellaceae. Gene Ontology annotation, molecular function: carbohydrate:proton symporter activity. The transcript is spliced from 4 exons. Gene Ontology annotation, biological process: transmembrane transport; carbohydrate transport. The record is from RefSeq and is a predicted model, not a curated record.